ACAGAGAGAAAAGCACUGCAUCAGCAUUCAGAUUUCCAGUUCACACUCUUGUCCCUCCACGGAACAGGCCGUGCGAUCUCAGAGCCCGCUUCCUUGGCCGCAGGCCACCCGGCGACCUCUGGGAAGAUGAGUGGCUGUGGGAGGAAGGCCUUGACCCUGCUGAGCAGCGUCUUUGCCGUCUGUGGCCUGGGGCUCCUGGGCAUCGCCGUCAGCACCGACUACUGGCUCUACCUGGAGGAGGGCGUGGUCCUGCCCCAGAACCAGAGCACGGAGAUCAAGAUGUCCCUGCACUCGGGCCUGUGGCGUGUCUGCUUCAUCGCAGGGGAAGAGCGGGGACGUUGCUUCACCAUAGAAUACGUGAUGCCCAUGAACUCCCAGCUGACGUCGGAGUCCACCGUCAAUGUUCUAAAAAUGAUUCGCUCGGCCACACCAUUCCCCCUGGUCAGCCUCUUCUUCAUGUUCAUUGGGUUUAUCCUGAGCAACAUCGGACACAUCCGUCCCCACAGGACAAUACUUGCCUUUGUCUCCGGCAUCUUCUUCAUCCUCUCAGGCCUCUCUCUGGUGGUGGGCCUGGUGCUCUACAUCUCCAGCAUCAACGACGAGAUGCUCAACAGGACCAAGGACGCAGAGACCUAUUUCAACUACAAGUAUGGCUGGUCGUUUGCCUUCGCUGCCAUCUCUUUCCUUUUGACCGAGAGCGCCGGAGUGAUGUCCGUGUACCUGUUCAUGAAGCGGUACACUGCCGAGGACAUGUACCGGCCGCACCCCGGCUUCUACCGGCCUCGUCUGAGCAACUGCUCCGAUUACUCAGGCCAGUUCCUACACCCGGACGCCUGGGUCCGGGGCCGCAGCCCCUCCGACAUCUCCAGCGACGCCUCCCUGCAGAUGAACAGCAACUACCCAGCCCUGCUCAAGUGCCCCGACUACGACCAGAUGUCCUCGUCCCCCUGCUGAGCCUCACCGCCUCCCUCCCUGGACGGUGGACAGCCAGAGAGCCCUUCCCGUGCUCCCCCGAUGGCCUGGCAGCCCCAGGCCCUUGGUUGACAAGCCCAGGCUGCCCCCAAGCUUCGCUGUUGUCACUCGACCCAUGUUGUCUCCACAUCUUCCCCCCCAGAG
Molecule: messenger RNA, 1116 nt
Organism: Lontra canadensis (Northern American river otter)
Lineage: Eukaryota; Metazoa; Chordata; Mammalia; Carnivora; Mustelidae
Gene: CACNG5
Product: calcium voltage-gated channel auxiliary subunit gamma 5
Exons: 6
Coding region: 127-954 (275 amino acids)
Biological process (GO): positive regulation of synaptic transmission, glutamatergic; neurotransmitter receptor transport, postsynaptic endosome to lysosome; calcium ion transport
Cellular component (GO): AMPA glutamate receptor complex; postsynaptic density membrane
Molecular function (GO): voltage-gated calcium channel activity; channel regulator activity
Source: RefSeq, a predicted model, not a curated record